Molecule: messenger RNA, 1734 nt
Organism: Fusarium redolens
Lineage: Eukaryota; Fungi; Ascomycota; Sordariomycetes; Hypocreales; Nectriaceae
Exons: 1
Coding region: 1-1734 (577 amino acids)
Source: RefSeq, a predicted model, not a curated record
AUGUCUACCACGCCGACACAACUCUCACCUUUAAAGGCAUCUAAAGUGCGCGCAGAAGUCCCUUACGUUCUCACUCCUCUGCGACAACGCCGUACACGCCCGUCGUUCUCGCCGAUCAAGACACCUCGAGAGAGGUCGACACAAACCCACAAACCAUCGCUAAGCUUCACCUUCGGCCAGGGUGAACAGGUCUCUACAUCUCCCCUUGCGUCUGCCGCGACAGCAGCACUGGAAUUUGAAGAUUUCAAUUUCUGGGACAGCGAGGGGUUUCUGACUGGUAGAGAUGUCACUGAUGACCAGCGUGCUGCUCUCCAUGAGCUCCUGAAGGAAAAAUACAAUGCAACAGAGUUUCUUGAGUCAUUCCCUUUUCUCAUCAUUGGAUGCCAAGGUGGUCCACCAGACGAGGAUAAUCGACCAUUUUCAGUAGCUGGAGCUAUUGCCAUCUGGAGAGAUGCCAAAGAAUUCAACUUCAAUCCCCUUGUCGGAGACCUUGGGCAAGGCGACCACAUUGAAGUUAGCGAUGCUAUUCUAGACCAGAUCGUCCCUCUUCAAGUACCUUCAAAGGAUAUCAUUCUUCAUCUUGCUAAUCUCUGGCCUGAGUGUCAAGCAAUCUGUAUCUUAUGGACGAUGCUUGUCGUUGAGCUGCCUCUUGUCAGUAAAGAGGAGCAUUUUAAUCGACUACAAAGCCUUCCCUGCGAUAUCGACGGUUGCUUCCUUAUCCUCAGGUUUAAUAAUGGGCCGUUGCCGAACUCGGAGAGGAAAAGGGCUCGAGAAGUAAAGCCCAACCCCAAGAUGUAUGAGAACCAGAUCUGUGAUGAGACCGAUUAUGUGAGCUUGGACAAGAAGUUUUACCCAGGAACUAUGAUCGGCUCGACCGAUCAGCAUGGGAGUCUCUACUCGGCGGUGACAGCUGGUAUUCUAGUCGAGAAGGAGGGUGAAAGGCGUCUUACCUGCUCUUUUCAUUGUUGGCAGAAGCAUUACGAAAAGUACCCAGAACAAUUUGGCAAUUCCGAUGCUACAGCAACGUCGACCUUUGAGGUCUUGCAGGGUAGCAAUCCAGGCACUACAGUUGGAUUUGUCCGAGAACGAGUUGGUGAAAGCGACAUCGCCUUGGCUCAGCUACACGAUGGUGUCGUAUUUGAGAACAAGUUCAUGGAGAUCGAAGCAGCACCCAAGAAGUUUCUCAAGUCCGCUGAUCACAAUGUUGGUGAUCUUUUCCUUUUCGAUUCAUUCGCCGUAGGAACGCAAACUGUAUCCUGCCUUGGACGACGAUUUACUACCGGCUGGAAGGAGGACAAGCCUCACCCUGACCUUGUCGCGCCAGAAGGGCCAGCCGAUGGGGUCAAGUACAUUGCUUUUGAGCAAGGCGCUUUUGUCACAAACGCGCCCGAAAUCACCAAGAAGCCCCAAAUCCGUGAUAGUGUCUGCGGUUCUGUGCUUCUACGAUGUCGCAACAAGUCUCUGGGUCACAAAAGGCGUCAGACUCGACAGCAGACAGCAGAAGAUGGUGAAGUCGGUAGCAUGCUGCAUCUAGCCGAUCUUCAGUUCAGGAACAGCGACGACCAAAUCGACAGAUUCAUCCUGUAUGCUGACUCAUUUGAUCCUUUGAUUGAAGCUGGAUGGACGAUCGUUCAGGAAGAUGGUAAUGGGGGUGAGGAUACGGAGGCUGUUGAGCAAGCUAUGGAAGAAGACUCACCAUCGAAGAAGCGAAAGACUCGAAGCAGUUUCGACUAG